Eupeodes corollae is the source of this 1064-nucleotide messenger RNA. It is a transcript of the gene Hacd1, whose product is annotated as very-long-chain (3R)-3-hydroxyacyl-CoA dehydratase hpo-8. Gene Ontology annotation, cellular component: endoplasmic reticulum membrane. The transcript has a single exon. Lineage: Eukaryota; Metazoa; Arthropoda; Insecta; Diptera; Syrphidae. Gene Ontology annotation, biological process: sphingolipid biosynthetic process; very long-chain fatty acid biosynthetic process; fatty acid elongation. The record is from RefSeq and is a predicted model, not a curated record. Bases 152 to 886 code for a protein of 244 amino acids. Gene Ontology annotation, molecular function: 3-hydroxyacyl-CoA dehydratase activity.
AGCCGCUUAAUUACCUAGUUUUAGUUGGUAGAAGAAAUUGUACACUCGUAGUCUCGAAGCGGUAGUGAAAGCCAAAGCUGAGUGUUAAGAAAAAAUCAGCCCACAGGUGAAAGUUCAAUUUCAAAAACUUCUUAUACUCAUACGUAGCACAAUGUCACAGUCAAAAUCGGCGAAACCAAAACAAGAGCAAGGCUUCCUAACCAAAGCCUACCUCUUCGGUUACAAUGCAUCACAAGUGGUCGGUUGGAGUUACAUCCUUUAUCAGCUCGCUAACUACUACUUCAUUGCCGGACCGGAAUUCCGGGCUAGCAUUACCCUGUGGGACUACACAAAGUUGGCAGUGAUCGUUUUCCAGAAUGCCGCAGCAGUGGAAAUUGUCAACGCCUCAUUGGGUUUGGUCAAGAGUAACCCAGUGAUAACAACGUUCCAGGUCCUGAGUCGAAUGAUGGUCGUCAUCGGAGUGGUUAUGGCCACUCCAACAGGUAAAGUGUCACCUGGUCUGCCAAUUGCCCUCCUCGCCUGGGCUGUUACCGAAAUCAUUCGUUACGGCUACUAUGCCCUGAAUAUCGUUAAAUUGGUGCCACACAUCGUGGUUUGGCUGCGUUACACAACCUUCAUCGCUCUCUACCCAAUCGGAGUGACCGGAGAAUUGCUGUGUUUCUGGUGGGCUCAGAGCUAUGCCCGAACAAACAAAGUGUGGUCAACGGAAAUGCCCAACAGUUUGAAUGCAACAUUUUCCUACUUCUACCUUCUGUGGAUCGUCAUGCUCCUGUAUAUCCCCCUAUUCCCUCAGAUGUAUUUGCAUAUGUUCGCUCAACGCAAGAAGAUCCUAGGUGGCGGUAGUGCGGCAAGCUCAUCGAAAGACAAAUCGAAGAAGACUCAUUAAUUAUUAUUCAGAUUCAGCGACGAAUUAACAUGAGUUCAAAGUCUGAACCCUAAAACGGGUUCGUUACCAUUUCUAAUAUGCUAAGUAGAUAUUUUUGUUCAAUUUUCUUAAUUUUUGUUUUGUAAUUUGUAUAAAUAAAACGUACAAAGGUGUGAAUUAUUGGUUUUUGAGAACUUUA